AGAGGUAAAGCAAUAUCCAUGUCUGCAUGUCUGCCUUCUUAUAAAACAUAAAAAAACAUUGUUGGCGUGACAUUUGAUCUCAGGGCGGAGGUUAAUGCGGGAAAUAGUGAUGAGAAAGCGAGCGAGUGGAAAUAAAAGACAGAAUGAGCAGAGCGUGAGGUUAAUCUAACUCUAACCCGAAACAGUGCUCAUCCCUCUUCAUCCUCCUCCUCAUCAUCAUCAUUGCCAUGGAAACAUUCACUGUACCCUUCAUAUUCUGCUCCGUCCUGACCCUGGUCGGCGGUGGCCCGGUUGCCCCUGUCGACCCAGUCAACGUCACUUUCCCAAGGGUUGCAGGACUCUGUCACUACAUCAGAGACCAAGCCAACCACGAUAUCGGUGAAUUCAUCCCUAAAUGCGACAUAUAUGGGAACUUUCAGCCACAGCAAUGUUGGGCGGCAACCGGGUCCUGCUGGUGCGUCAACAUCCUGACCGGACAGGAAGUUCCCCACACCAGGACGCCACCGGGAACCACACCUGUCAACUGUGGCGGUGAAUUCUACUGCCCUGACGGCUGGUCCUACUUCAGAGGACAGUGUUUAAUCUUCAUCGAUCACGCGGUAAAGUGGGUGGAAGCCGAGACCCACUGUCUGUUCGAAGGCGCCAACCUGGCAUCGGUUCACAGUUAUGAACAGAACCACUUCAUCCAGGCUUUAAUCAGAGGAGAAGGAUUCAUCUUCACCCAAACCUGGAUCGGAGGACACAACGUUAUUAAUCACCAUGUUUGGCUGUGGAGCGACGGAUCCAAAUUCAAUUAUGAAAACUGGAAUAAACAUGAUGACCAGGAACAGAAAAAUAGCUGUCUGAUGAUGAAUUAUGGAUAUGAAUACAAGUGGUUUCCUUAUCCCUGCAAUGAGACUCUGCCUUUUGUUUGCGUCAAGACGACAUCAACCUGACGAUCAAAUCACAACACAUCGGACAAGUUUGUACCCUAAGUCUGGAUGACGUUCCCUGGACAGUAUCGGUUUACCUCUGUGUUUUGUGUAACAUUAUACACACACACUGUAAACUAGUGUCUAUGUCAGAUAUGCAUCAACCCAUUCUCUGUCUAAAUGACCUCCUUUGGAAUUAUAAUCCUCUAUGUAACGUAAUACUGACAAAUAUAUUAAAUAUCCACCUGUGUACAAAUACUCCGUAAACUCUGUAUGUGUACUAUCCACAUAAAGUUCUGCCCUGAAAUUAUAAUUCUUGAGUUUUUUCAU
Sphaeramia orbicularis (orbiculate cardinalfish) is the source of this 1241-nucleotide messenger RNA. Its product is annotated as ladderlectin-like. The record is from RefSeq and is a predicted model, not a curated record. Lineage: Eukaryota; Metazoa; Chordata; Actinopteri; Kurtiformes; Apogonidae. The coding region runs from base 228 to 935 and encodes 235 amino acids. The transcript is spliced from 6 exons.